Messenger RNA from Numida meleagris (helmeted guineafowl), 3546 nucleotides. RefSeq names its product thrombospondin type 1 domain containing 1 (gene THSD1). The record is from RefSeq and is a predicted model, not a curated record. Gene Ontology annotation, cellular component: cell surface; cell periphery. Lineage: Eukaryota; Metazoa; Chordata; Aves; Galliformes; Numididae. The transcript is spliced from 5 exons. The coding region runs from base 237 to 2786 and encodes 849 amino acids.
GCGGGCGCGGGGCGGGCGGUGCGGCUCUUCGCUUCGCCUCGCCUCGCCUCGCCUCUCCUCGCUUCGCCUCGCCGCCAGGGGCGCGGGCUCCCCUCGCGCGGCGCCCGUUGACAGCCGCCUCGCCAUUUACCCCGGCCCACGCCCGAGGUGUUCUUGAAAAAAGUGCCUGCACUUUGGAACUUUGGAGCUGAAGAAGGACAUGAGGAGUAAAAGGACCUGGGAUCUCACUGGUCAGAAUGAAACAGAUGUUGAAAGAUUUUUCAAAUCUAUUGUUAGUAGUGCUCUGUGACUAUGUUCUCGGUGAAGUGGAGGACCUCCUGUUGAAGCGCCCAGGUCAUGUAGCCUUCAGCAACGACACAGUUUCUGUGGAAUACCACUACUACAGUGGUAAUGAGACAGCAGAGAACCUGUCCAUCCUAUUGCUGGAUGCCAGCACCAACAAGAUCAUUGCAAGAAAACAGCUUCCAGCGAAUCAGUCCCAGGGGAUGGUAGAGUUUGAGUGCUUCUAUUUCACAAGUGCUGGAGACUUUUUGUUCAGAAUGAUCUCUCCUAGUGAUAAUAGCAGUGCUGCUGCAAGCGGAAGACGAAUGUCCACCCUCCAUGUGGAAUGGCCUGUAUUUCACAUUGAUUUGAACAAGUCUUCAGAAGUGCUUGGGAGCUCCCUUCAGGUUGGAGUUUUUACAAAUGAACAGCUGUGUGCCAUGAAUGAGACAGUGGUUUCACUAGAUGUGAUAUUCACCAGCACGCUUUAUGAACUAGGAAGAGUAAGCUCUGAUGAAAUGCUGGGGAUUAGAACUAGCAAAGGAAUCGCACUUUCUAGAUCCCAGUGGGUAGAGUUUGACUGCCCACAUGUUGGUCAAGAAAUGUACAUCACUGUGUUACUGAAAUCAUUAGAAACGCAUUCCAUUAUUGCCUCUAUGGGACCCAUAGAUCUCCGCAAAUUUGGAUACAGACUGGUUGUGGCACCAGAAGCAGUGUGCAGAACUUUGAUUCAGGUCUUCAUUGUCUCACCACCAUGCACUUCUGUUAGUGGAAAAGUUGUUGUCUAUAAAGAGGCUCUCAAGCAUCCUAGUUUGAGAACAGCUUGGCUGUAUGAGAACACCCUUCACCCAGGAGACAACAGGACAGAAUUUAACUGCACUUUGUUUGAUGUGGGAAAGAACAAAUACUGCUUUGACCUCUAUAAUUUCUCAAACCGAAGCCAUUUCCCAGCAAGAGUUAAGCAGUGUAUGAUGAUCCAAAGGAAUAUGGAAACGUGGAGCUCGUGGCAGCCCUGGAGCCCCUGCAGCGUCACCUGCGGAGAUGGCGUCCGGGAGCGCUUCCGAGAAUGCCUCACCUCCUCGCCCACAGAACCGGGCUGUGCUGGCUCCCCAAAGGAGACCUCCUUGUGCUCGCUGGAGGAGUGCCUGACUGUCAAGCCUCCCACCCCACCUUCUGUCCAGCCAGGAGAGGACCAGAAAGCGAACAACAUAGUCACCAUCACAGGGAUCUCCUUGUGCCUGUUCAUCAUCUUUGCCACUGUUCUCAUCACCCUGUGGAGAAAGCUCUGCAGAGCUCAGAAGUGCAGCACGGCCGUGCGUCGGAACUCCGUCCAUUCCCCUGGCUUCCGGAAAAACUCUGACGAGGAGAACAUUUGCCAGGGCAACAAACAGCGGGACAGCUUCACCGAAGGAGGGGAUGCCCCCGUUAACAUUCCUCUGACCUACAGGCGAAGCCUCCAGUUUGCCCAAGAAGACGAUGCCUCUGGAAGUGAGAACUUUCAGCCAAAUGCCCAAAAAAUAAUCCCUCCGAUAUUCAGCUACCGCCUCGCACAGCAGCAGCUGAAAGAGAUGAAGAAGAAGGGCCUGACUGAGACCACCAAGGUGUACCACGUCUCUCAGAAUCCCCUCACAGACACGGUUGUUGGUGCCACCACAAUGCUUCCCCUGAGUGCAGAAACCCAAGAGGAGGGAGUGGCCAACAAAUUUAGGAUCAAAUCUCCAUUUCUGGACCAGUCGGCCGGUCAGCCCAAAUUCCUAGGAGAAGGCUGUAACCCAAGGCUGGAUUUUCCAUUCUCCCAGGCCAGUGCUGCAAUGAGCCCCACCCAGACCUUGAUAAGAAGAGCUCAUUUCAAACACCCCGAUAACAGAGGGGAGUUGUCUGAGAGGGGCUGCCACAGAAACCCACAGUUUAGAAGAACAGCCAGCUUCCAUGAAACAAAGAAGGCCAGGCCUUUCAGAGAGAGGAGCAUGUCCACGCUCACCCCCCGGCAGACUCCUCUUUAUACCUCCAGGACCAGGACGUGGGACCAGGGCUUGGAAGACAGGACACGGCCAAAACUGAGGAUCGCUAACCCAACCUCUGAAAAGCUGGAUCAACCCCACGGCGCUGCGCCGAUGUGCGAACCGCAGGGCCAUGGCGCGAAAGGCCACCACAGGGCAUGUCCACCAGUCAAGAAGCUGGACCUGAUCACUGACCGCCAACAUGCUGGUCAGGAAAGGGGCCCUGAAAAGCCUGAGCCCAGCCGAAGUAAGCGGGGCCCUUCACCUAACCCCAAAGGUGCGUGGCGGAAGGAAACGGGCUCCGCUGGCAAAGAUAAUUACCAGAGAGGCCUCACUGUAAGCCCUGCCCAGUACCGAAAGGACAAGUGCCAGAGCUUCCCGGUGGACCCUGAAUUUGCCUUUUAUGAUAAUACUACCUUUGGCUUAACAGAGGCAGAGCAGCAAAUGAUUGAUCUCCCUGGGUAUUUCGGCUCAAAUGAAGAGGAUGAAAGAAGUACUUUGAGUAUCGAGAAGCUCGUGAUCUGAGGGGCUCAGCACAAGCCCGCAGUAGGGUCAUGUGCGAGAGCGGAUCUGCAACAUCUGCUGGAUUCUGCUGGAAGGAGCAGUGGGAAUUAUGUUCCUCCGCUUGGAGAAGGAGGGAAUUCCCAAAGUCUGACUUGCGGGAACGCAUUCCUAUAUAAUUACUGGAAAGUACUUCCAUAUAAUUAUUUUUUGUAUGUGUGUCUAAAAAUACGCACAUAAUACCCUGGGAAAGCUUGUAUUAGUGAAGGCGUGACACAGGAGUAAUCCACUGGGUUUUAUUGCAUAAAGCAGUCACCUUUCAUGCUUCAGACAUAAUGAAUCCCAUUGAUCUAGACGUUUCAUCUCGUGAAAACCUUGUACUAGUAGAUUACAAUGUCCUAAGAGAUCUAUUUUCCAGUAUCCCCAAACAUCUGUCCUAAUUAGUGAAUCAUUUCCCAUUUAGGAAACACAGACCCCAAGCUGUGAGCAAUUUCCAUAAUUUUUUUGUGGUCAUUAUUGAACUGUGUUGAUUGGCUGUAAUUGCUGAAACAUGUCACGUGUUGGUGUUUCUCUUCUCUGGUUGGGUGAAAGUGCAAGCAGUGCAUACCACACAUUAGGAGAGAAAAUGGAGGGGGUAUUUUUCAUCAUUCAGUACUUUGAUAUUCCCUUUCUGCCAAUAUUUAUAGCAAGAAAAUACAGUGAUGUGCCGAUAUUUGCAGGAGAUAGUAGAAAGGAGCGUGCUAGUGGGAGAGGCAAAGAAAAUUAUUAAAUUGUAGCCCUCAGA